This is a messenger RNA of Closterium sp. NIES-67, 2141 nucleotides long. The record is from the annotation of a GenBank genome assembly. NCBI's taxonomy places the organism in Eukaryota, Viridiplantae, Streptophyta, Zygnematophyceae, Desmidiales, Closteriaceae.
GGAUUUUGCCGUGAAGUUGCCCCUGCUGUCACUUUUCCGCAACGGUGUUGGUACCUUGGUCAAGGUCACUUUAGACCUCAACCUUUCAGUAACCGUGACCAGGUCACCUUAAUAUCACCGGAAAGUUGCGGCUAAGUCACUUCUUGCACUUGCAAUUUUCGUGAUAUUCUGCCCGCUCUCCGACCGUCGGAUCCACAUCAACAUGGGCAUCAACGGCUACCGCCCCAUCGUGAAUCUCCGAGGAACUGCCACUUCAUUGGACGAAGACUCUCUCGCAGCGGUGUUGGAGGCGGCGACCAAUGAGAAGAAGCCAAGUCACAUUCGAGAGCUGGAGUAGGAUAAGCUCAGCGCUGACGAAGUUGCUGAGCUGGAGAGAAUGUGGGCGAAUGGGAGCCUUCCAUUGACUGGUGAGGUGGCAGCUGCGCUUGAGUGGGAGAUAAGGAGAGGGGAGGAGGAGCAGCAGCACUCGAUUCAGUAUGCCGAGCAUGAGCUCAAGGCGAAACUGCUCGAAGGAAAGGCGAUUCGCAGUUGGAUCAGGGAACUCCAUGUGAUGUGGCGCGAUGAGAUUGACCAGCACCACUCGGCAUACAUCAAGGCGCAAGACAGCAAGGAGCAGGGGCGGGUCAGCGGCGGGCUCAUCGAUCGGAUGGAGACCGACGGCCAGCGGGUGACCCCUCCUUUCGAGCCCCGGUCUUUCGUCUCUGGAAGUGGUGGUUUCACGCUGUUGCUUGCGGAAACGGGGAGGAGCUGCAAGGGAAGGAGGAGGACGAGUUCCGCCUGACAGUCGAGGGAGUGUUGAACAUGGGGGUCACGGCGCGAGUGGUGCAUCCGCUCAUGCAGACUGCGGAUGAGGCACAGGCGCACUUCAACGUGGUUAUAGAAUGUAAGGAAUGCUCUCUUUAUAAAAGCUCGGCUUUCAUCCUACAAGGGGAUGCUCUCUACUUGGUGGUGUGCAGCCAUUUUCAUCAUCUUAGAGACUGUCCUCCAUUGCCUCGGAAUGACGACAAGGACUCCCUUGAGGUCAAGACACCAAAUACAGCAACCCAUGCACUAUGGACAGGGACUACGAAUAUGAUGCAUGCAAGAAAGAAUGGAACCUACCCAUUUCCCAACUCAAAUGUGCUCUGUCCCUUCCUGACGCAAGCAUCGCAACCAGAUGAGAAGACUUUGACAGAAUCCCGGACGAUCACUUCUUGCACCGAGAGAAUCACCCCUUCCUUCUCACCCCAAGGACCACGCUCCUCGCACGAAGUGACAUCAAGAACCAUAAUCGGUGGUACCUCAGUAGCUGAUGUAGCCAACGCAUGGUUUGCUCACGACGGUACAUCUCUAAUGUCGUCGCAACUCCCAAGCCGACCUUCGUCACUAUCCAAGGUAACAACCAGCGGCUGUGUGUCAACCCACGAGGAAUCGUCGCCCUGCAGUCCCAGAACACGAGAACGCAUAUCACCUUGUAUGAUGUGCUCAUCGUCCAGGACUUGCCGUGCAAUCUGCUCUCAACCUCACGACUCGUCUCCUGCGGCAUCGAAUUGUGCACCGACCUUGUCGCAGGGGAUAUCAAACUACACUACUGACGAUCUAAAGAGCCAAGAGAACUUACUGACAACACCUUGGAAGGCAUUGCGGAGCAAGCAGUCUCAAACUUCUCUAUCUCAACCGCAACAGCAUGACUGAUGCUGGCCUGCUGCACUUGGCUUGCCUUCUGUCGCUCAAGACAUUGGUACUCUACUGGCAUGGAACAUGUUGGGAGGCUGAUAGGCCUUGAGGAUCUGUAGUUUCUUGGGAGUCGGGUAAAGGAUGAUGGAGGCAACUUACAUCAUUGAACAAGCUAAAAAAGUUCGUACUUUCGGAGAUGAUAACUGAUAUGGAACUAGGGCACAGAGGAAUCUUUGCAGCUUGAAGCAUAUGAGAUUGUACAGUUAGACACACGGAGGGGAUCCAUGGCGUGUUGGGUCAAACAUUCCAUGGCGAAGCGUCGCGCAAGGUGCGGUCGCCGCCUGCUGACGCGGCUUCUGCGCGAGGUGGUGGACGUGGAGAGCAAGGGCGGCAGGGAACCAUGUCACCUCGAGUUCAUGUUCGAGUGUCUAAACCACCACGACGCGAGCUGUGGGUGGCGUCAUCAAUCAGCCUUGAACAUGCAU